AUGCUCCGAGCCUUUAGUCACACAAAUGGUAGGUGUGCGUUCUGUCACGCUAAGCGUUGGCUUCAUCGUGAGUCUGUGCUGGCAAUCAGGAGAGAAGAUGUUAAUGCUUGGGAAAGGAGAGCACCUCUAGCACCAAAGCAUGUUAAGGAGUUGACACAGAUGGGAUACAAGGUCUUGGUGCAGCCAUCGAACCGGAGAGCCAUCCAUGAAAAGGAUUAUGUCAAAGCCGGUGGCAUUAUUCAAGAAGAUAUUUCUGAGGCUUCUCUGAUAGUAGGUGUGAAGAGACCUCCAGAGGACAAAUUAAUCCCUAAAAAGAACUAUGCCUUCUUCUCUCACACUAUUAAAGCCCAAGAGGCAAACAUGCCCCUUUUGGAUGAGAUUCUAAGACAGGAAAUUCGACUGUUUGACUAUGAAAAAAUGGUUGAUCAUAAAGGAAUGCGAGUUGUGGCCUUUGGAAAGUGGGCUGGUGUAGCAGGAAUGAUCAACAUUCUACAUGGAUUGGGAUUACGAUUUUUAGCCCUGGGACAUCACACUCCCUUCAUGCACAUUGGGAUGGCACAUAACUACAGGAAUAGCAGUCAGGCUGUGCAGGCAGUACGGGAUGCCGGGUAUGAAAUUUCACUGGGAUUGAUGCCAAAGUCAGUUGGGCCCUUAACAUUUGUAUUUACAGGCACUGGUAAUGUUUCUAAGGGUGCUCAAGAAAUGUUCAGUGCUCUCCCAUGUGAGUUUGUGGAACCACAUGAGUUAAAGGAAGUUUCCAGAUCUGGAGACCUCAGAAAAGUGUAUGGUACAGUGUUAAGUCGUCACCAUCAUCUUGUAAGGAAACGUGAUGGAAUAUAUGAUCCGGUAGACUAUGAUAAACAUCCAGAACUUUACACUUCUCGUUUUAACACUGAUGUUGCACCCUAUACAACUUGUUUGGUUAAUGGCAUAUACUGGGAACAACAUACUCCUCGCUUGUUAAGUCGACAGGAUGCUCAGAGGCUGCUGUUGCCAGUUAGAUCUGCUGCUGGGGCAACGGACGGCUGUCCUGAGUUACCACACAAACUUCUGGCAAUAUGUGACAUUUCAGCAGACACUGGGGGAUCUAUAGAAUUUAUGACAGAGUGUACAACAAUUGACAGUCCAUUUUGUAUGUAUGAUGCUGACCAGCAUGUUAUUCAUGACAGUGUUGAAGGCUCUGGGGUUCUGAUGUGUUCCAUUGACAAUCUGCCAGCACAGCUUCCUAUAGAAGCAACAGAGUACUUUGGCGAUAUGCUUUUCCCGUAUAUUGAAGAGAUGCUGUUAUCAGAUGGCUCAGAACCUCUUGAAAGCCAGAAUUACUCACCUGUUGUUCGAGAUGCAGUGAUUGCAUCCAAUGGCUCACUGACAGCUAAGUAUGAAUAUAUCCAGAAAUUGAGGGAGAGCAGGGAAUACAGUCGGUCACUGAAGAUGGGUAGUAAGAAGACUGUUUUACUGCUCGGAUCUGGCUAUGUUUCUGGCCCUGUUCUUGAAUAUCUCACUAGAGAUUCCAACAUUGACAUCACAGUUGCAUCUGUCAUGAAGGAACAGCUUGAACAACUGACCAAAAAAUACAGCAACGUUACUUCAGUUCACAUGGAUGUCAUUAAGCAUGAGGACAAGCUGUCCUCUUUGGUGAAGAAACACGACCUUGUUAUCAGUUUGCUGCCUUAUUCAGCACAUCCUUUGGUUGCUAAGAAAUGUAUUGACAACAAAGUCAACCUAGUAACAGCCAGCUACUUAACACCAGCUAUGAAAGAACUCCAGGAGAGCGUAGAAGCUGCUGGUAUUACAGUUGUCAGUGAAAUGGGUUUGGAUCCUGGUCUUGACCAUAUGUUGGCGAUGGAAUGUAUUGACAAGGCAAAAGAAGUUGGUGCUACGGUUGUAUCCUACACUUCUUUCUGUGGUGGCCUACCAGCUCCAGAGCACUCUGACAAUCCUCUGAGAUACAAGUUCAGCUGGAGCCCACAAGGAGUGUUGCUGAAUACAGUUCAGUCUGCUACGUAUUUAAAAAAUGGAGAGAUUAUCAAUAUUCCAGCUGGAGGAGCUUUACUUGAUUCUGUUACUCCAAUGGAUUUUUUCCCAGGAUUAAAUCUUGAAGGUUUUCCUAACAGAGACAGUACAAAAUAUGCUGAGCCAUAUGGUAUUCAGACAGCUCACACUUUGUUGAGAGGCACCUUAAGAUACAAAGGAUACUCCAAAACUAUGGGAGGCUUUGUAAAACUAGGAUUAAUUAACCCAGAUCCUUAUCCUUUGCUAAGCUCAACCACGCCACCUCUAACCUGGAAAGAGCUCAUGUGCAAACUGGUGGGAAUUAAGCCGCCGGCUGAGUACCAUGUUCUUAAAGAAGCUGUGUUUAGCAAACUGGGAAAGGACAAAAAUCAGCUGGAGGCAGUGGAAUGGCUAGGUUUAUUGGGAGAUGAACCAGUUCCAGCAGCAGAUUCCAUUGUGGGGGCUCUUGCGAAGCACAUGGAGAUGAAGCUGCCCUUUGGCACUGGAGAGAGAGAUAUGAUUGUUAUGAGAAAUGAAAUAGGUCUCAGGCAUCCUUCUGGUCAUUUGGAAGACAAAUUUGUUGAUCUGGUUGUCUAUGGUGAUAAUAAAGGAUAUUCUGCGAUGGCUAAAACAGUAGGGUACCCCACGGCUAUUGCUGCUAAGAUGGUUCUGGAUGGUGAAAUAGAUGCCAAAGGCAUGGUUAUACCAUUGACGAAGAAUGUUUAUGGACCAAUACUGGAACGCGUUCGGGCAGAAGGCAUUGUGUACAGUACUCGCAGCGUUAUCAAACAGUAA
Messenger RNA from Leptosomus discolor (cuckoo roller), 2787 nucleotides. It is a transcript of the gene AASS, whose product is annotated as aminoadipate-semialdehyde synthase. The record is from RefSeq and is a predicted model, not a curated record. Gene Ontology annotation, cellular component: cytoplasm. NCBI's taxonomy places the organism in Eukaryota, Metazoa, Chordata, Aves, Leptosomiformes, Leptosomidae. Gene Ontology annotation, molecular function: saccharopine dehydrogenase activity.